AUGAAGGACUAUGAUGUUGCUUCUAACAUUGCGACUAAGUCGUCGUCGACCUCUAAGUUCUUGGGUGAGGACGAUGAUAGAAGCGGUUCUACCUUCGUCCGUGAAAUUUUGUCUGCUCUAGAAGGCCAUGAUGCUGUUACUAAAUAUCUAUGGGCCAAGCAGAAUAUGGAGAAGUCUAUCUGGGCCAAACUUAUCAAGGGUACUGAACCGCCUACUAGAUGUUAUGUCGACUAUGAGAAACACCUCGAUCGGCUAUGCUCUACUAUUCGCAAGCUCUAUGACAAUGAUGAUGCUAUUGCGAAAGCUGAAGUCAAGUUCGUUACUUGUCGUCAAGGUAACUCUGAGUCUCUCGCUAGGUAUGUCAAGAGGCUCGAGUCUAUUGUCACCGAACUUCACUUCAUGGGUAUUCGUACGUACGAGUACAUCCUCAAACGUCGUCUCUACGAUGGUCUCAACUCCGACUACCUACGAGAAAAGGUCGACAAGGAACUGAGUGACCCUAAGGUUUCCUAUGAGAAGUUUGUCUCUUAUCUAUCUAACUUUGAGCGCCGACGUCUAGGCCGUGAACAACGACAGAAACUCUAUGAUGAGAUCGUUAAUUCUCGCUUGAGGUCUAAUGAUAAGACCGCCAAGCCAGCUACCUCUAAGGUUCACACCUUAG
Perkinsus marinus ATCC 50983 is the source of this 661-nucleotide messenger RNA. RefSeq lists its product as hypothetical. The annotation marks the transcript as partial. The transcript has a single exon. NCBI's taxonomy places the organism in Eukaryota, Perkinsozoa, Perkinsida, Perkinsidae. The record is from RefSeq and is a predicted model, not a curated record.